Molecule: messenger RNA, 3876 nt
Organism: Pristis pectinata (smalltooth sawfish)
Lineage: Eukaryota; Metazoa; Chordata; Chondrichthyes; Rhinopristiformes; Pristidae
Gene: cdin1
Product: CDAN1 interacting nuclease 1
Exons: 11
Coding region: 85-954 (289 amino acids)
Biological process (GO): erythrocyte differentiation
Cellular component (GO): cytoplasm; nucleus
Source: RefSeq, a predicted model, not a curated record
UCUUCCGCGGCGGGAAAGAUUUGAGCCGAAGCCGGGCCUGUGCUGACUAGGUAGAUUCAAGCGGUGUCAGGUUCGGUCAUCGGGAUGAUCCUGAGCAAGGCCGAAUAUGCCGAGAUAGCCAAGUAUAUGGAACGGCUGCGGCCCAACAGGCAGAGCUUGAAAAUAUUGAAGGAACAGUUCCCCAGUCAAUCGCAGUCCACUCUGCUGAGCAUCUUCUCCCUGGAGUACCAGAAACGAAUGAAAAGGACACAUGUGAAACAUCAUACAGCUGAGGCUUGUGAAACUUAUUACCAAAGGUACCUGAGUGGUGUGAUGAACAAUGCAGCUGCCCCUGUUCUCUUCGAGCUGGCCAAUGAGAUGGACCUGGCUCCUUCACUGAUGGCAAGAAUUGUGCUUGAAAAAUUCUUGCAGGAUCAUGACCAGACCACACCAAGCAAACCUGUCAUAAAUGGCAUGUUAAGGGACCCAUCUCAGAUUCCUGACAGAGUUCUAGCUAAUCAAGUUUAUCAGUGCACAGUGAACGACUGCUGUUAUGGGCCGUUGGUAGACUGCAUCAAACAUGCCAUUGGACAAGAAUAUGAAAUUCUGCUUCGUGAAAAAUUGCGAAGAAAAAAACUGUCUUUUUUAGAUGAAGAUCAACUGCGCACUAAAGGCUAUGACAAAACACCUGACAUUAUUUUGGAGGUACCAGUUGCUGUUGAAGGUCAUGUGAUUCAUUGGAUUGAAAGCAAGGCCUCGUUUGGAGAAGAAUGUAGUCACCAAUCUUACUUGCAGGACCAAUUCUGGAGCUACUGGAACAGAUUUGGACCCGGAUUAGUGAUCUACUGGUGUGGAUUUAUUGCGGGUUUGGAUUGUCAUCGUGAACGUGGAAUAUUAUUAAAGGAUUGCUUCCCUGAAGACAUUAUAACCUUCCACCACACAACAGCCAGCAUUGACAGUGGAAAGAAGAGGUGAAUCCGGAAGUAAUUUUGCCUUCCUGCAGUGCUAACUCCUGGCAACAUCUCUCCUGAACUUUAGUUGAACUCCUGCUGUCCUGGGUCACCAUAAUACCUCUUUAGAAAAACACAUUCAGUGUUUCUGCUUUACUUCAGCAACACACUUCUGUGAGCAGCCAAGAACUACAGACACGUACCUCUCAUUAUCAACAUCCCUGUCUGUGUCAAGACUUUAUCGAUAGUUUAAUCUUUCUAACAUCCAAGCUCUUCUCUCUAGGUCUAGAGAAGGGAAAACUUCUGGCACUGGAAGUUCAAUUCAAAGUUUUGUACUCGACAGAAGAAUGAAAUCAUUUAUUUUAAAUUUUGAUUAAUUAAUUUAAAAAAAAUAAAUUUUUGCUUUGUUUUAGUGUGUUACCUCUGUAGGAGAUUAUCAUUACUGGCAUUUGUUGGUCUGAGCUCUGUCAUGGAAGGGAUUACCAGGCAGACACCAAAAAAAGAUUCAAGUAUGUGCUCAAAGCCUACUUGAAGAAAUGUAACCUCUCUGCCAGCUCUUGGCAAUCUCUUGUCCAUGACCACUAAAAGUGGCGAAGCAGCAUUUGGAAUGGUAUUGGGAACCUCGAAUCCAUGUGUUGUGAGCUCACAGAAACCCUACCUAAGUGGCAGAAAGAGUACAUCACCUUGAAACUACCCACCCAUCUGCCUCAACAGGCUCCAUUUACACCAUUCGUAGAAGAUUCUGCCAGUGGCCUCCUCAGACCCAACAAAAACAAAGUGGAAGCAAGUCAUCCUCAAUCCCAAAGAAACGUAGAAGAGUGAAAAAAUUAUGAUAUUUUGUAUAAUCUUAAAAAGGCCUGAAAUUCUUUAUCUUCAUCUAAAUCGGCUAAUUAAGAUCUCAGUUACGAUAUCCAUUUUGUUUCAUGUCAAAGUAAUAGAUAAUGAGAUCAGUAUUCUGAGUGGGUAAUGUAAAAAUGGAAGGAGUGAACCUCCAAGCUGCAGAUGCUACAAAUAAAUUUACUUGUUCAAAGGUAGGAAUGCAACUUAGGUUUCCAAUUUGGGCAAACUUUCAGUUAUGUAACUGCAUGACAAUGAAUGUUUUAUGCUGCCUUUUUGUUGUAUCAAUUAGUUCCAUGUACUCAGCAAAAGUUUCACUUUGAGUGAUUGUUUCUGAUAGUUGGUCCAGUAUCGAUCAGAAAAGUAUGAAUCUAGAUUUGGAAUUCCUAAAAGUAAGUAUUGCCUGAAGGUCAGUGCAAUUCUGUCUCUGAGUUUAGGUAAAUAUUGUACUGUGAUCAGAAUGUGCAUUGUAAGUGUAAGUCUUCAUCCUAAUAAUUGCACUGUUAACUUCAUUAUUUAUGGAACUGGAGCAAACUAAUUGCAACUUUUAAAAUAACCACUUAUUGUGAGAGCAUUAUUCUAUUAUUUUUCACAUUUUGCUUAUCCCUCUCCCUCCACCCAAAGUCGGCACUGAAUCUUCUGUAACCAAAGUAAAAGGUGUGCUAAUAAGUUUCCAGUCCACGUCUAAUGCAGCGUCAAGGAGUUGCAAAACAUUAGUAUUUUGGUUAUGUAAUCUUCAUCUUUCCAUCCCUUUACCCUCACUUUCCUCUCAUUCAGGGCAAAAUACCUUCCAUCUUUUUAACCAUAAAACUCAACCCGUGGAAGACAUUAGAUAUAUUUUACUUGCUCUACAGUACCAAACAUUUGCCAUGGUAACAAUGUCACUGACUUUUUGAAAUAAACAUGAAAACCUCAGUGCUUUCUGAUCUUAAUUUAUUCUGAAGUUACUGUGCUUAAAUGAACCUCUUGACUUACUUGCCAGCUAUUGAUUGUAACUGUUCUAUUAAACACUGUGACUGCUUUUUAUAGAUGAUGUGUUCUGUAAGAUCCAAGUAUCACAUACUUGUGAGUUGCUGUCUGCUGUGCCUCUUUACUGGUCUGUUUUAUAAAUAGAGCUAAGUGUAAGUUUUGUAUACUGCAGUUAAUACACUUAAAUGUUUGGUACUUUGUGAGACUGAGCCUAACCCAGGCUUCUCCUUUGACGCAAUUUUAUGUGCAAGUGAUGUUUAUUGAGAAGUUGAGAGCUUAAUAAUGUACAAAUAUAAAAUAGCCAAACCUCAGAAGUGCACCAUGACUCCUUUGCAAAGACAAAUGUUGUACAAUUAUAAAAGAACUCUUCAGAAUGCCAGUGAAGUGCCUUUGCCUCAGAAAGUUGCAUUCAUGUAGUUUAUAGCCAUGUAAGUGUUUAGAGGAUGUGUUGGGACUGCUAAUGGAAUAAAACCAAAUGAAUAGCUCAGUUUUACGUGGUGUGUUGACUUAUCCAGCCAAGAGAGAUGUAUAAAGAAACAGAAAUGUGUGUCAGUUUAUUCAAUAGAUAUGAUCUUAAUUUGGUUCUUUCUUCUGAAACUUAGCUCAGAUGCAUUGAAGGGCUUGUGUUAAAAUUCUCUUCUAUCCCAUGACUAUCAAUUAUGGAGGAGGAAAGCUUCAAAAGAGUUGAUUUGGAAAUUGCUAUGUUUUAACCUCUUUCUGGGUAGCUCUGUAAAUUGUCCUUUUUUUUUUGCUAGAAAUCACUUUUCUUCCUAAUAAAUCUCAAUUUUGACGAAUAUGUGCAUUUGCUGUGAAAGUGUUUAACGUGAAUGAGGUAACAAGAAACUGUAUCGUGUUUUUGGAUACUGGUUUGUUUCAAGCCCAGGAUUCACCAAAGUUUAACCCUUUUGGAUAUAUAGUUACUGUUUUCCUCUUAAAGCUGUUGGGGAUAUGACCAAUCGAACUGCCAAAUGAGAAGAUGCUCCUAAUUCUGUACUCUUUUAAACAGUAACUCCAAAUGGUUGUGGAUUGUUACGGAUUUUAAGAAAAAAAGUGCAGUUUGUUUGGUGUCUGCCUUUCCUCUUAUUGUUUAAAUGUGGCUUCAAUAUAAACAGCAGCUCGGGUCAUCUGUUUCAGCAAUUGA